ACUUAGUCGCACCUUCUUCCCCAAUUAUCCGGAAACAUACCCUUCACUCACUUUCUCUUUUUCACACAGUGCAACAAAUAACGACAUUGUCUGAGUUCUGACAUUGGGGAAGGGAAAGAGGGAGGGACAGAGAAAUUGUUGUAAAUUCAGAAAUUGUUGAAAUUCAGUUGUAAAACUUUGUUGCUUUGUUCUCUGAAAACUUGAGAAUCGGAUGGGGUGUACACAAGAUAACUUCUCGUUGAGAAGUCAUUCGACUCAGUAGGCCCUGGUACCCUUCUGUGGGCUCAUAGCAGGGAAACUGCAUCAUCCUCUGUAGCUGUUAAUGAUCCUUGCUAAAUAUUUUUGGAGCUUUGGGCUUUGCCAUAGCGAUAGACUGUUAAUCUUGUCAGAAUGCAAGCAGUUGUUUGCCCAGUGUAACUUGGAAAAUGAAUAUUUUGUUAUUUUAUAACGGGUGGGAGGCAUAUCAAUGGAAGACUUGGGUCAUUCAGCGAUUGCAGCCGCUUCCCUCUGGGGAUCUCACAUGGUGUCUCUCUUUGGCGUUUCAGAAUAGCUGCUGGAAAGCUGCCCCGCCGUAGCCGCUGACGCUAUGGAAGACCGCAUCCGCUGCUCUCGGCUGUAGGAUGGUAGCGCACAGCAAGGUGUCAGCAGAUAAUGCAGUUGGAGCAGACCCAAGACGGCUACUUGACCCUCCGGCACGGGAUCGUUCUCAGGCGCGAGGUUUGCACGGCCCCGGCACUGUGCAGGCACAGGGCAACACGCACUUCCGAACCUUCCGCUCCCAGGCGGAUUUCAGCAGCAUCACCCGAGCCAGCAGCCUCCUGGAUGCCUGCGGCUUCUACUGGGGACCCCUGUCUGUCAGCGCGGCCCACGAGAAGCUUAAGUCUGAGCCCGAGGGCACCUUCCUCAUCAGGGACAGCACACAAAAGAAUUGCUUCUUUGCCAUCAGUGUUAAGACUGCGUCUGGGCCCACCAGCAUCCGGAUUAACUUCCAGACCGGUCGUUUCAGCCUGGAUGGCAGCAAAGAGACUUUUGACUGCCUUUUUAAGCUGCUGGAACAUUACCUGAGUUCCCCGAGGAAGGUACUGGUUACCCCCCUGCGCAAGGUCCGGGUGCAGCCGCUGCAGGAGCUCUGCCGGAAGAGCAUCGUGAAGACUUUUGGAGGAGAGAACUUAAACCAGAUCCCCCUCAAUCCCGUUUUAAAGGACUAUCUGAAAUCCUUUCCAUUUCAGAUAUAAGUACAGCAUUAACUGCGUAGGGACACGUGAGAAAUGUGUAACGAAAUCCAGUGUCCUGGGUUUUUAAAUAUGUUUGACAGUGAGCAAACUUAUUUUUGUAGCAAUUUACUGUAUUUUGGGAUGGAACCUGAACACUUGACUUCUUAUGUUUACAAAAACUGUUUGCACAAACCUGGGGUUUUAAAACCCUGGCAUAAUUUUUCUGCCAAGCAGAAGGUUUUAUUAUUUUAUAAUAUUUUUAAUGAUAUUAACAUAAUAAACUUUAUUGUGACGGUUUUUAAAAAA
Messenger RNA from Manacus vitellinus (golden-collared manakin), 1520 nucleotides. It is a transcript of the gene SOCS1, whose product is annotated as suppressor of cytokine signaling 1. Lineage: Eukaryota; Metazoa; Chordata; Aves; Passeriformes; Pipridae. Gene Ontology annotation, molecular function: 1-phosphatidylinositol-3-kinase regulator activity. Gene Ontology annotation, cellular component: phosphatidylinositol 3-kinase complex. The record is from RefSeq and is a predicted model, not a curated record. The coding region runs from base 621 to 1235 and encodes 204 amino acids. The transcript has a single exon. Gene Ontology annotation, biological process: phosphatidylinositol phosphate biosynthetic process; intracellular signal transduction.